UCUGAAGUUCUAGAGGAAACUUUCGCACUCGGUAAUUUCGUUUUGUAACGCCACACAGAUCAUAAGGUCUGUUAGAAAUUAUAUAUCGGAGCUUCAAACCCCAGCCUACUCCGCUGUACGAGGCGACUCAACACCGCCAUCUUGUGUUUGUGUGUAUGUGUUGCUGUGUUCAUGAGGCAGUUUUGCUUAGUGUUUUCUUUAAGGUUUAAUGUUCUAUAUUAUUGUGUGUGUGUGUUUAUGUAUUUUAGUGUGAGCUGUAGUUUUGUUUUGUAAUUUUACGUGUUUUGUUUGCACAAUGUAUUAUUAGAAACAGGGCUUCUCUGUGUAAGAGAACAGUUGUUUUGUAUUUUUAACAGCAAGUUAUAUCACUUAUUGUGAACCGUUAUGUGUGCAGGAGGCGGUUCAGCUGGACGGAGAGAUCCUGCAUGCGCUGUGAAGCGAGUGUGUUCUGUGGCGUAUCGGCACCUGGACAAGCACAAGAUCGAGCCGGUGCUCUACAUGAUGGAGUGGUUCAUGUGCGCCUUCUCCAGAACUCUGCCCUGGGCCUCAGUCCUCCGAGUGAGUGAAAAUGAUAUUCUGUGUAGGCUUGGUGGUGUUGACGUCUAUGCUGGGUACUCGGGAUAAGCUCAAGGCCUGUCCGGGUCAGUAUGAGACCAUGGAGGUCCUCAGAGCGAUUGAGCCUAGAUACAUGCAGGAGGGCUUCUUAGUGCUCCAGGUUCUGGAGUUGCAGGUAUUGGCACAGGACGUGGAACGUGAGCAACGCACGCAGCUGAAGCGCUGGAAGAAGAAGCGCGGCGAGCCCGGCCCCAAACUCCCUCAGAGAAUGCACAGUGCUCGCGCCAUCAUGGCCACCGAGCCUCAUACACACCAAGACCUCCGCCAGAAACCCACCAUUAUGGUCCAGUACCCAUCGGUCCCUGAGGAGAAGUCCGAGCUGAACCUCAGAAAGAAGAGAGGGAGCCUGAAGAAAAACCAAGCCCUCAGUCCUAACCCCUACGCGCUACCUGGCGAGUCUAAACCUAGUCAGAUAUUGGACAUACAGCUUCUGAACCAGGAAAAUCUCAAUCUUGUACUUCCAAAUCCACCAUCGCAUCCACCACGGCCCCCUACAAUGCAGGAAAAUCAGGUCAAAGAAACAAGCACUUCUACAGAGCGACUCGUGGAGCGUCCUCGAAUUCCUCCAUCGAUAAGAAACCGGGGGAAUCUAUCCCACUGCAACAUCUAUCCCUCCUAACUGCUCCUGUACACGGAUCACCUUCAGCGUGGCGUCCUCACCUGCUGAAAUGUCCUCCUGUCCAAUCCAGAGAACCUGACCAUGAUGAGCUCCCUAAUAAUACAUAAAACUCAGCCACCAUUUUGGAUCCAUCUACAGACUCAAGCCCUCUGCUAACGCACAACGCACCUGCCACCCACGACUCGCCUGCUGCUCCCGAGUACAAAAACAACACUCAUUGAUUUAUUAUUUUUUUAUUAUGCGUGUUAAACAGUGUGAUACGUUGAGGAAUUGAUUAUUGGCACACGUCUACUGAAUAGCAAGGAUCGUUAAGUCUUUAACGUGUUAUAGUUUACACCGGAGGAACUGCAAACAAUCUGAGAGAGGGAGAAACCCGUCAGCUACUAGAGGGCACACUUGCUCCAAAAAUGUACACACACUCCACAAAAACUCUGCAGUGCCUGAGGAGUGUUUACUCGCUCCAGUCUUCAGAAGGGAAACUACCUACAGAUUCACUUUUGAAAGACUUUCACAGGCAUCACAAACAUUUGUUUAUAUUACACUCGUAUCAAUUUGGCAGAUUUUUUUCUUCUUAAUCCGAAGCAACCACCACUUCUUUGUGUUUGUAUUUCACAAAUUUCCUUACCACAUCUUACAAGAGCUGCACGACAAUCACAACAAUCCUGUACAAUAGGCACAGCCUUUUCAUUAACACAAUCUCAGUGAAAUAUCCUCUGUCUGUAUACUUUACGCGCAAACAAAACAACUCAAGCUGAGAACUUCAUUGCUGAUUCACUUUAUACCACACCGCCUUCUAAUAUAGAUCUGAUCUAUAUCAUAUAUACGUGUACCUUAGAUAACGCCUCUCUGAACGCCAUGGUGGGACGUUCCCGAGCUGAAGUACUGUACAAGUCCUAAGCAUUAGAUCACCCCAAUUACUCUUGUAUACUCUUUCCAUACCAUCGUGAUCUUUGCCUGACGAAGCCAUACACAAAUCAUAAUUGACAUUUGGGGCCUAAUUCUAAAAUCACCACAUACCAAAUGCACAACCGUUUUGUCUUGCUGCCAUCACAAAAUAAAAAUGUUUAAACCUUAAGUAACAGAGUCACAGAGGGUGUAUAUAUUUUUCACACUACAUGAAGUUUGGGGAUCCUUAUAGACUGUGGAACAGAAGUGUACUCAGUGUGUCUCCACCGUUUUAUUUCAUAUUGGAGUACAACCAUUUUUCUUUUUUACCAUUAAGGAUGAAACACUUGUUUCUUUUAAAACACCAUCUUUAAAUGUUUUUCUACCUCCUAACUAAAACCUCGGACUUAAGACAGGAUCUUUGGAGCUGUUGACGCCCUGCUCAGGGUUAAACAACAACGUCUUUACAUUACCCUCAUUAAUAAAUUGUCAAUCUAUCCUCUUGGUUUUUUUAUUUUUUUUUUGGAGCAAAAGUCAGGUCCUCUCUCAUUUCAACAGGUCCUCUUGUUGGUGAAUACACAGCAAUCUUCUAAGGGUAUUAGGAUUUCUCGGAGCAGACAUUGUAGCAGAUAGUUGCAGAGUUUCUUCUGUGUUUUAACCACAACGUCUUAACCAUUAUUUUAACACUGAGACACACGACUCCCUUUAAUUCGUUAACAAACACAUUUGUAAGAAUUCUGGUCAGCAAAACCCCCAAAAGAACACCUGUGUCUCUCUCUCUCACACCCACCCCCGCACACCCACAUGGUCAUCAGAGAUCAUAAAUGUACUGCU
This is a messenger RNA of Ictalurus punctatus (channel catfish), 2953 nucleotides long. Its product is annotated as TBC1 domain family member 10A-like. The transcript has 3 exons. NCBI's taxonomy places the organism in Eukaryota, Metazoa, Chordata, Actinopteri, Siluriformes, Ictaluridae. The record is from RefSeq and is a predicted model, not a curated record. The coding region runs from base 569 to 1234 and encodes 221 amino acids.